CGUAGUGUCACUGUUUUCUGGCUGUCAGGAUAGGAAAGAGCAAGCGCGACCCUGUGUGCAUUGACAUGGGUAUAGAGCUGUUCUCUGGGUUGAACACGGCAAGCAUAUAUGUCUUAGCACGUAUUCUGGCUUAAACGAGAGAGCAUGACAGAGCUAAGGAAUGCAUUGCUACGCGUGGUGGCGCGAGCGGCUGCACUGGCGACCCAUGAGCGGCGGAUGAUGGGCCACUGCGCAGCAACAUUUUGCAGCGAGCGCUUCUACAGGAACAGCACCGCAAAUUCGACAAGAUGCCAUCAUGUACCAUUUAGUCGUAUUACAAUUAGAAGGUUCAGCUCGGAAGGGCUCGGAGCUGUCGCUGAUGGUCGCGAGCUCCUAAGAGCAAGUUGGGCCGGCUGCCCGCAACCCAAACGAAUUCCAUACUCAAAAGAGUACAACGGCAGGACCUGGGAAGAUGAGUACAGCUGGAUGGACCCGUUCCCUCCCGACCCACAACCCAGCGGCAACAGCACCACCAGUAGCACCCCCACCCCCGCCUCCUCCUCCUCCCUUAGCCGCUCCCAGCAGCAGCAGCGCCAGCAGCAGCUGCGGCGACACCUGCAGCGCGAGGACGC
Molecule: messenger RNA, 611 nt
Organism: Astrephomene gubernaculifera
Lineage: Eukaryota; Viridiplantae; Chlorophyta; Chlorophyceae; Chlamydomonadales; Astrephomenaceae
Source: the annotation of a GenBank genome assembly